Messenger RNA from Silurus meridionalis, 926 nucleotides. It is a transcript of the gene znrd2, whose product is annotated as zinc ribbon domain containing 2. The record is from RefSeq and is a predicted model, not a curated record. Lineage: Eukaryota; Metazoa; Chordata; Actinopteri; Siluriformes; Siluridae.
AGCAUUAAUCCCGCCGUAGAAGAAGAGGAAGAAGGCGGAAGUGGGCGGGGUUUAGUUGCUGUCGGGGUGUGUGUGUGUAACAGCAGCAUGGCGCUAAACGCAGAUGAGGAGGAUUUCAAUUGGGAACCCCCGAGCGAGGCGGAGAUGAAGGUGUUCCAGGCUCGGAGGGAACGGCAGGAUAAAAUCAGUAAACUGAUGGGAGAUUAUUUACUGAAGGGCUACAAGAUGCUGGGUGACUGCUGCGACAUCUGCGGGACGAUUUUGCUGCAGGACAAACAGAAGAAGAAUUACUGUGUGGCGUGUCAGGAGCUGGACUCGGACAUUGAUAAGGACAACCCUGCUCUGAAUGCUCAGGCAGCUCUGUCUCAGGUACGAGAGCGACAACUCGCCAAUCAUCCCCUGGAUGCAGAUGAAGCCACGCCCACUGUACCAGAAGCUCCACCCAGCAGCAGACCAGAGCACUGUGAAGGAGCGGCAUCUGGGCUCAAAGCCCUGCCUCCUCCUCGUCCUCCUCACAGCCCCUCCCCCUUCCUGUUCCCUCCCCCACUGCAGAACCCCAGCGGUCUCCCCAGCACUCUUCCUCAUCGUCCUCCUCCUCCUCCCCCUCUUCCUCCUCCUCCUCAGCAGGCUGCAGUGGAGGCACAGGACGUGGUGCUGCAGAAGCUGUGCUGGGCCACACAGGAGCUCCACACUGCCGUCUCUCUCGAGUCCUGCGUGCAGCUGUGCGGCCUCAUCCGCGCCUGUGCAGACACACUGCAGAGCCUCAAACACCUGCAGCACUGACGUUGUACACACACACACACACACACACACAUACACACUUACUUACACACAUGGCUGUGUGCUGUAAUACACCUCAGGAGGUGACGCUGCAAAUAAACUGUUUUUCUUCUGAAUAAGAAAUAAACACCGGAACUGAAGUACCA